Messenger RNA from Cryptomeria japonica (Japanese cedar), 814 nucleotides. Its product is annotated as stress enhanced protein 1, chloroplastic. The record is from RefSeq and is a predicted model, not a curated record. The transcript has 4 exons. Lineage: Eukaryota; Viridiplantae; Streptophyta; Pinopsida; Cupressales; Cupressaceae. The coding region runs from base 171 to 620 and encodes 149 amino acids. Gene Ontology annotation, biological process: cellular response to high light intensity.
AGGAGGCAAUUUAAGCGAAAUCCCAAUUAAUCUGUUUAAAUCAGGAUGAUAAUUUUUUAGGAUGAGAUUGGGAUGAUAACGAUAACAUUUGAAAGGCUGCACAAGCAUUUCAACCUUCAACAUAUAAAAAACGACGCUUCUGCCACUUUCCAUUCAAAUUAGGAACAGUAAUGGUGACACAAAUGGCUCAAACCCUCAGAGGGUUAAGCCCUCCUCUAUGCCGAGCUGGUUUUAAUGGUGAAAUCAAGUAUUGCCGCUCAGUAGCCUCGUUGAUGAGGGCUAGGCCUGGGGUUUCUUUAGCUUCCUCUUCUCGUCAGCUGCUGCAAGGUGCUCAAUUUUUAAAUUUUCGAGCUUCAGGCCUAAGGGUAUGGAAGCAUACAAGUUUUUCAGCAGUGCGAUGUGAGCAGAGCACUGACAAGGGAAACGAUUUGAGCGUAUGGUUGGGCCGCAUCGCAAUGCUUAGUUUUGCUGCGGCUAUUACAGUGGAGAUAACUACGGGAAAGGGCCUUUUACAGAAUAUUGGACUUACUUCUCCCCUGCCAACAGUUUCUUUGGGACUCACAGCUGCAAUCGGAAUUCUGACUGCAUAUUUCAUUUUUGACUCUGGUUCUAAAGACUGAUUACUGAAUAUGUACCAUAAUUUGUUGAAUUUGGUAAAAAAAAUGGUCUUGUAAACGCAUGUAAUUUGAAUGGGUAUUGCUGCACCAUCCCUAUUUCCUAUAUUCUGUUGUUUCCUGCUCUGAUAUAUUUUCUAUAUUUGGGUAGUUCAGUUCAGUGUGAUUAUCAAUCAAAUUUCAUGACUCAUUAUCAAUCA